Molecule: messenger RNA, 1044 nt
Organism: Pyrgilauda ruficollis (rufous-necked snowfinch)
Lineage: Eukaryota; Metazoa; Chordata; Aves; Passeriformes; Passeridae
Gene: IQCK
Product: IQ motif containing K
Exons: 9
Coding region: 1-1044 (347 amino acids)
Molecular function (GO): protein binding
Source: RefSeq, a predicted model, not a curated record
AUGGCGGAGGGCGGGCACGGCUCAGGUGGGAGCCCGGCCAGCCCCGGCUCCGCUCCGAGCCCCCCGGGCAGGGCUCCCGCGCUGCCUCCCCGGCCCCUCGGGGCCCUUCAGGCUGCCCUUGCCCGCUGCCCGGCCAGCCCCGGCCUGGGCCGCCCGCUCCUCUCCCGCGCGCCCCACAGAGUGCCCGAAGCCGCCCCGAUCCCCACCGGCAGCAGGGCCCCGAGCGGUUCUGCUCGUGGGCCUUACGGUGCUGUCGCCGCCGUACGCUCCCGGCAGACGCGCUGUGUGUGUGCUGAGCAUGAAGAGGAACAGCCUCAAUUUUCAGAUGUUCCUCGAUCAAAACAAGAUCCUGAAUCAAAACAAGAAUCAGUGCCUUUGGAAGCAGAAAUUCCUAUGGAAGAGCUUUUUUCUCCUCCUGCAGACCAAUAUCUGCUAUCUGUACUUGGGGAAGCUCCCCCUGGAGAACCCCCUAAUCCAAAAAAAUGUUCUCCUCGAGAAUACUUGGAGUUUUACAUCUUCCCAGUGCUCUUACCAGGACUGGCUGCACUGCUGCAGGAAGCAGAGAAGGAGAAGUGUUUGGAGGAAAAAAGAACCAAAUUUAUUCCCUCUGAUUUUCUAACUGAGUGGUUAUACAACAAGAAUCCAAAGAGGAAAGAUGAGUCAUUCACAGAAUUGUUUUCCAUUCCUUUUGUUAAGGACUGGCUAAAGGACCAUCCUAGACCACCAGUUCCUCUAUCUCUGCUUCUGUCAGAAGAAGAAGCCAGCAUACUAAUUCAGUCCUUCUGGAGAGGUUAUCGGGUUCGUUGUGAUAGUGAAGUACAAGAGCUACGUCAGUGGCAAAAGAAGCUGAGAGAGGAGAGGUACAUUAAUGAGGUAGUGAGAAAAUUCUGGGCUAAACAGGAAGCCAAAGUAUUUGCAUUGAAAAAAAAAACUGCGUUAAUCAGAUGCUCUGGAAAUGCACUGGUUGCCUUCAUUUUGGAUUUUCUUCUCAGUCCAGGGUUGUGUUCCAUCAGCUCUUGUAUUUCUGUGUCUGUCUUUGCAUAA